AUGGCGCCGGCAGAAGGGUUCUCGGCGCCGGGCGUCGCUACCUACGACUCAAAUACCAUGACGGUCGGCGACGGAACCUGGGACUUUGAGAAGAAUACUUUCUUGCUACCUAACCUUGUUGGUCUAAAUUUUGAGACGAUGCGAUACAACGGCAUGGGUAAUCGCUUCUCGACCGUCGCUCAAUAUCAUACCCUCAUUCUCGCUCAUGGCGUCAUGGCAGCGCUUGUCUUUCUUCUUAUCGUCCCGGUAUCCGUCUUAACGGCUCGAUUCUACACGAAGAAACCCGGUUACGCCAUACCCUACCAUGCACAGCUACAAAUCCUAGGCGCCCUAUUACUCGUUGCCGUGUUCACCCUGGGCUGGUUCGCAGUCGGCCCAGAACGAAGCUGGACCAACCCGCAUCACGUCAUAGGCCUCGCCAUCUUUAUCAUGUUUCUCCUCCAGAUUAUUGGCGGCAGACUUGUCCGGAACAUCAAAGGACGUUCGCUCAGGAAAAUGAUUCACCGAUGGAGUGGACGCCUCAUUGCUCUUCUUGGCCUCAUUCAAGUCCCCCUUGGAUUGACGUUAUAUGGAUCUCCGAAGUACACCUUCAUUCUAUACUCUUUAUGGGUCGCCUUCUUGCUGUUGCUGUACUUCAUUCUCAGUUAUCGCGCAGAGGGUGAUGAUCGUGGCCGUGAGACUUACAUUAGCGGAGGCCGCUCUGAAGGGCCAAGUGGUGUGACCUACGACUCAGAAUACUACAGCGAUGUUCACACCGAAAAGCCUAAGAAACACAAAUGGAUAGCGCCUCUUGCGGCUGGCGCGACUAUUGCAGCGCUUUUCAGUCGCAAGAAGCACAAGGAAAGGGAACGAGAACUCAGCCGAGAGAGAUCGCGGUCGAGAAGCCGCAGCCGUGGCCCAGAGGUCAUCGGCUCCAGGCGGGGUUCGGCAAGCUACCUCCCAUCCAGGGGGGGUUCUGCUAGUUACUACGACGAUGAAAAGUACACAGAAGUAGACUCACGUCGAAAUGACAAGAAGAAGGGAGGUGGCUUCAUGCAAACCCUCUUUGGCCUCGGCGCUGCGUUUGGUGCUGGCAAGGUGGUAUCUAAUAUGAUGAAGAAGAAAGAGAAGCAACGACCUUAUGACGAGGAAUACUCCGCCGUUUCUACCGAAACCCCCAGACGCCGACCCAGUCGAAGCUAUCCCGCCACAAGCGAAUUCACCGACUAUACGGACUGGACUGAAGAUACUCCUCCACCCAGACGUGGGCCUCGUGAUGGUUCCACUCUCCCACCCGUUGGUAACCCGACGAUGGCCGCUCAAGCUCUGAGUGCCGCUGAGUCACGCACGAAUCGCCCCCCUCAUGCCCGGACUCGAUCUCAGUAUAGCUUCGAAGAUUCGGAAUACUCAUCGUAUGUCAGCCCGUCCAGACGGAGAGACGACCCACCCGGCGCCGCAGGUGGGGCCGGCAAGGGCAUCUUAGCCGGCCUAGGCUUGGGAUGGUUUGCGAAGAAGCUUGCCGACCGGAAAUCUAAGCGCGCUGAGGAGCAGAGACUCAGAGAGGAAGAAGACAUGAGAUCAGGCAUUACCGGGUCGAGAUAUACGGGAGACGGCUUCUCGUCCCCGUCUCGUGACAGACGCUCUCGCCGCGCCAGUGGACGCCCACCAAGACCGCCAAUGUCUGCGCUGAGUACAGAAAUCACACAAUUGACUGAAUCUUCGGAGCUCGAGCCACGGCCCCCUGGCACAGGUUAUGGAGGACCACCAAUGCCCCCUCUUUCUGCCGGUCCGCCGCCGAGGACACCAUCUGGACCUGGUUCCGCUUACCCUGAAUCUGUCAGCAUGCCCCCGAUGCCCCCAGACCCGCAAGGUAUACUCAGCCGCGGCUCCGAGACCGAUGUGUACGGAUCACCUAGCAGCCGACCCCGUCGCCGAGAAUCAUCCAGACGUCGGAGGGCUGGCGAGGAAGCUGCGGCAGCAGCUGUCGCUUCAGCUAGCGUGCUCGCAGCGCAAGAGGAGUCGCGCCGUCGUGCUGAAUCCGAGCGCAUGGGAACCACUUCUUCGCAACCAGUAAGUGUGAAGGUUAGGGUCCACGACGAUAAGGACAGGAAUGUCACUCUUCGAAGAUUGACUGAAGAGGAGGCUGCGGCUGCCAGACGCGAAAACAGAAGGAGACGCGGCUCAAUGAGCAGUCUUUCUGGGACAGACGCAGGCAACGGACGGCGUUACCGUCGAGACUCGAGCCAAAAGAGGUCAGAGAGGAUGUCUGAAGCCGGCGAUCCCCUUCCGCCACCCAACCCGGCGUUCGCAGCGGGAAGGAAGCCGAAGGACUCGGCGUACUACUCCGGUCCCGCGGGGGGUCCUCCGCCCGGCGCUCCCACUGUCUCUAGCAUCGGCAGCGAGCAUACACACGGCACCUGGAGUCAAAUGAGUCCCUCGCCCAGCGGCCCCGGUGCUAACCCGGUAGGGUCCGUGGCAGCGGACAACCGUCGCCGGAGAAGACAGGAGCGCAGACGGAGCAGCGCCAGCCGCCCGACGGGCGUGGACAUGUUCGACUAA
Messenger RNA from Colletotrichum truncatum, 2538 nucleotides. RefSeq lists its product as uncharacterized. Lineage: Eukaryota; Fungi; Ascomycota; Sordariomycetes; Glomerellales; Glomerellaceae. The record is from RefSeq and is a predicted model, not a curated record.